Anguilla rostrata (American eel) is the source of this 1458-nucleotide messenger RNA. It is a transcript of the gene rwdd1, whose product is annotated as RWD domain containing 1. The transcript is spliced from 7 exons. The coding region runs from base 454 to 1035 and encodes 193 amino acids. Lineage: Eukaryota; Metazoa; Chordata; Actinopteri; Anguilliformes; Anguillidae. Gene Ontology annotation, biological process: cytoplasmic translation. The record is from RefSeq and is a predicted model, not a curated record. Gene Ontology annotation, molecular function: protein binding.
UGCUGGAAUGUUCAGAAACUGAACUAAACAAAAGAACGAUUUAUAACAUUACUAAUCGGCUAAGCUUUCUACCUAGUUGUCUUUCGUGGUAACUGAGUAUAUCAAUGUAGUCAUCUUUAAUUAGCCAGCUAACGUUAGCUUAAAUGUCGUUAGUUGGUUAUCCGGCUCGAUAAGUACUACUUACUUAGGCUAGACUAGUCUGACUAGUUAAGACAAAUUUAGAUGUUCACGUUAAGUGGCAUAUUUAGUCUUCAUUGUGAAAGUUAGCUGGUAGCUUGUAGUAGAAAAAACCAUUGUCAUUACUUAAGUCAAGUUGGUAAUGGAGAUCUAAGUAACGUUAGCAAAUAACAAACCAAAAGGGAUAAUGUAUGAUGUUUUCUUUAACGAGUACUUUCUGAAAACCCUGUGAGCUUCACGAUUACCGUAACUUCAGAUGCAGGGAAAAACGACGAGAUGGAAACGACGCUGAAAUUUACAUAUGUGGACAAAUAUCCGGAUGAGCCACCACUUUAUGAGAUACUCUCUCAGGAAAAUCUUGAGGAUGCAGAUGUUGAGGAUAUUCUGAGUUUGCUGCAACAGCAGGCUGAAGAAAACCUGGGAAUGGUCAUGAUCUUCACCCUGGUGACUGCUGUACAGGAGAAACUAAAUGAAAUGAUUGACCUGAUAAAGAAUAGAAGAGAGGAGGAAAAAAGGAAAAAAGAGGAGGAGGCAGAGGAAGCUGAGAAGGUGGCCUUCCAGGGUACUGUAGUAACGAUUGAGCAUUUCCUGUCGUGGAAAGCCAAAUUUGAGCAGGAAAUGGCAGAGCUGAGGAAGAAGAGACAGAAAGAGGAAGAGCAGUCUGGAAAGCCAAAGCUCACCGGGAAACAACUUUUUGAACGAGAUCAUAAUCUUGACACUUCGGACAUUCAGUUCCUGGAAGAUGCUGCAAACAGUGUGGAGGUAGAUGAGUCUCUGUUCCAGGACAUGGACGAUUUGGACCUGGACGAAGAUGACCCAGAUUUUGACCCUGUGUGUCUAGGGAGUGAUGAGGACUAGAGAGCAGAGUGAAAGAAAUAGUGUGGGAAUAGUCCCCAUUGGGAGGUCACAUGACCACUAGCACUAGUUCCAGAUGUGAACUCGGCUGCCCAUUGGCUGUAAUCAGUAAUGACAUCACUUCAUAAAAAGUAUUCGUACCCACCUGCUAAAAUCAUUGGACAGGACAUUCUUAUAUCUUUCUAAUAAGCCUACAGAUACAUCCAGCUAGCGAAUAAACCAUGUAUGACUUCCCUUCAAAUUCCCAGUGAUGUUUGAACAUGCAACUGAUUUGAACAGCACACUUUGGCUGGCGCAGCUGCAGUGGACCUGUGGCCAGCAGGGGGCAGCAUUGCUCCGUCUGAUCCCAAGCAUGGGGUCACUGCUUAGCGCAUGGGAAUAGUAUUUGCGCUAAAUAAAAAUGGUUGUUUCCUGAAACAGAACAAA